Spodoptera litura is the source of this 2702-nucleotide messenger RNA. It is a transcript of the gene PNPase, whose product is annotated as polyribonucleotide nucleotidyltransferase 1. The record is from RefSeq and is a predicted model, not a curated record. Gene Ontology annotation, biological process: mitochondrial RNA 3'-end processing; mitochondrial mRNA catabolic process. Gene Ontology annotation, molecular function: RNA binding; polyribonucleotide nucleotidyltransferase activity; 3'-5'-RNA exonuclease activity. NCBI's taxonomy places the organism in Eukaryota, Metazoa, Arthropoda, Insecta, Lepidoptera, Noctuidae. Gene Ontology annotation, cellular component: mitochondrion; cytosol.
CAUGUUGAUUACAUUCAUCUGAAACUGAAAAAGUCCCGAUUUUUAAAUUAGGCACUCCAAAAUAUUAAUUUAUUAUUUUAAAGCUUUUGACCUUAAAAUCUUCUGAUAAGAUUCAACAAUUUCUUAAACAGUUGAAAUUGAAAAUAGAUUUUCUAAUAAGAAAGACAACUUGAGACUGUCACAACAACGUCCUUUUUUAACCUUAUUUAUAUAAAAAAAUUUCGCUAUGUUAGCAAGAAAACCUUUGUUUUUAUCACGAUUAAUUCAUAAAAAGAGAUGUUCUCGGUGUUAUACGGCACAAACAAGCGUUGGUGAGGUCGAAAUACCGUUUUCUAAAGGGACAUCUUUGAAUAUAAAAACUGGCCAGUAUGCAAGGUUUGCAGAUGGUGCCUGUGUGGCUACACUGGGGAACACUGCUAUACUAUCUACAGUGGUAUCCAGAGCAAAACAAAGUUCUUCGUCAUUUCUGCCGCUUGUAGUGGACUAUAGACAGAAAGCUGCAGCUGCUGGACGAAUACCAACCAAUUUUCUUAGAAGAGAAUUAGGUCCAACGGAACGUGAAAUCCUAACAUCUCGGCUCAUUGAUCGCUCCCUGCGACCGCUAUUCCCACAGAAUUAUUUCUUUGAUACUCAAAUAGUAUGUAACAUGCUUGCGGUUGAUUCUACAAACCCACCGGAGACUGUUGCUAUAAAUGCUGCCAGUGCGGCUUUAGCACUGUCUGAUGUGCCUUGGAAUGGACCUGUUGGGGCUGUCAGAAUAGGACAAAUAGAUAAUGAAGUAAUAAUCAAUCCAACUCGCAAGGAUCUGCAGAAGUCUAUCUUAAACCUGGUGGUGGCUGCUACCAACAGGAACUUAGUUGUGAUGAUGGAGGGCAGCGCCCAGGACAUACUGCAGCAGGACCUGCUGAAAGCCAUCAAAUUAGGUACAAAAGAAGCCCAGCUUAUAGUCCGAGGCAUAGAGAAACUGCAGAAGACUCAUGGUAAAAUGAAGCGGGCGUAUGAGACGCCGGCGCCUUUGCGCCAAGAAAUAGUGGACGCGGUCAGUACACUGUCUUCUAUGAAGAUCAGGGAGAUACUCAGCGAUUACUCCCACGACAAAAUAUCGCGAGACAACGCGAUAUCGGAACUCAGACAAACAGUCUUAAACCAACUUCGUGAAACGGAGGCCGACGUCACACAGUUGCAAGACUGUUUCAACAACAACCUUAAGAAGAUAUUCCGGGACAUGAUAUUCGAGACUGAUGUACGGUGUGAUGGGCGGCAUCUGGAUGAGCUCAGGAAGAUUAGUUGUCAGGUAUCCCUAUAUGAGCCCUUGCACGGUAGUGCAGUGUUCCAACGCGGGCAGACGCAAGUUCUAUGCACGGUCGCGUUCGACUCCCCAGAGAGCGCGCUCAAGAUGGAUACACUAACUAUGCUUACUAGUGGCAUAAAAGAGAAGAGUUUCUUCCUUCAUUACGAGUUUCCUUCAUACGCGACGGGUGAGGUGGGUCGGACUGGAGCCCCGGGGCGCCGCGAGGCAGGGCACGGAGCCCUGGCCGAGAGGGGCUUACUACCCGUGGUGCCGCAUCAGCCCUAUACUGUCAGGCUAACUGCUGAAGUACUCGAGUCUAAUGGCUCAAGUUCAAUGGCAUCAGUAUGCGGUGGUUCCCUCGCCCUGAUGGACGCCGGGGUAGCUCUGGCAGCUCCCGCGGCAGGAGUAGCGAUAGGUCUGGUCUCCCGACCUGAUCAACAAGGACAAAUCGAGGACUACAGGAUCCUUACUGAUUUGUUAGGUAUAGAAGACUACAUGGGCGACAUGGACUUCAAAGUGGCCGGUACUAAGAAAGGAAUGACUGCGUUACAAGCCGACGUCAAAGUCCCCGGACUACCGCUCAAGAUUGUCAUGGAGUCUAUACAGAAGGCCUGUGACGCUAAGAGCAAGAUCAUCGAUAUUAUGAAUCAGUGUAUUGAUAAACCAAGACAAGGGCACAAAGAUAACAUGCCGGUUAUCGAAGAGAUGGAGGUGGAAGUCCACAAGAGACCGAAGUUGCUCGGCAUGGGAGGGGCCAACUUGAAGAAAUUAUACCUUGAAACUGGUGUACAGGUGACUCCAAUAGACGACAUAAAAUACAGUAUCUUCGCGCCCUCACAAGCGGCGAUGGACGAGGCCCACAGUCGCAUACAAGGCUGGCUGACUUCAGAAAAAACUCCUGAACUGGAGUUUGGAGCUAUAUACAAGGCGAGGGUCGUGGAGGUGAAGGAUAUAGGAGUACUGGUCACUCUCUACUCCGGCAUGACGCCUGCACUUGUACAUAAUACGCAACUUGAUCAUAGGAAGAUAAUGCACCCCUCAGUGCUCGGCCUAGACGUGGGCUCCGAGAUACAAGUGAAAUACUUCGGUCGUGACCCAGUCUCCGGUCAAGUGAGACUGUCGAAGAAGGUCCUUAGCUCCCCGCCACCAGGCGUUGUUAAAAAACUAGAUAAAGUCUAAAUAAAAACUGUGAUAUUUAUUAGGACAUUAUUAUUGUUAAAAUUGUAUUUGUGUGAUGUCAUAUGACGUUGAAUGCUGAGCUAAAAUGAUGACGGUUAUUAAACUUAUGUAAAUUAAAAAUGUACGGUUGCUAGCAGGUCAACUUGGCAUUUCCUUACUUUGUUUCUUACAUUUUUUUUGUUCAUCAUCAACAGCCUAUAAAUGCCCACUGCUAAGCAAAGCUUCAUCUCGC